UCGGCCGAUACCACAGUAGUGUCGUGCGCGAAAUAGCGGCCAACGGUUGGCGAAACCACAGUGGUGUAUGCAUAGUAUUGCUCUGUUGCCGGCAACGGCACUUUAGUAUCUUUUGCACUCUGUUGGUGUUUUGUUUAAUUAAUAAGUUACAUACAUCAACAAGUUUUUGUUUUUAUAAGAUUUGUGCGACAAGCCAAAUAAUCCGAAUUAGUGCUACCGGCGCCAAGCGAAUAAAUUUUUACGAGACGUGCGGGCGGCAAAGUGUUAAUAAUCCGGACCGUAGAAGUGCAUCAUCGAUCGAUACCCAAGAUAAAAAUUAGUUAUACAAUGGAACUAGCAAGUAUAACGUGGCCGCGAUCUAGAUACGCUUUAAGCUUCCAUUAGAAUUCGGUACUUUAUGAAAGAAAAGAAAAUAUUAAAAAUAUUUAAUUAAUUCGUGAUCCUACUGUUGAUCGUAAAUAUGACAAUUAAUAAACAGCCCGUACUCUCGAUAAAUAAAUAUUAUACAAACGACAAUAAAUUUUAGAUGUACGAGUGUUCGCAGGAAAGCUUCGUGUAAACACGGUUUAGGAAAUAAAGAAGACUGCGAGAGAAAAACUAGCUGACGAAUAAAAUUAAAAAAGAUGAAAAUCGAAGAGACAAGCGAAGAAAGAGAGUUGUUUGAAUCGUUGAUGAACAAGUUAUACCAUGAUGUAAAUUUUCGUAAUAAGAUCGCCAAGCAAAGUUACGACGAAAUGCGAAAAGAGCUCGAAGAUAUGUUAGGGGAACGUCUGAAUUUGAUCUCGGAUAUAUAUUUGGAAAAUUUUUACUAUUCGAAUUUUCUUGGAAAUCACGACAGACCGUCUUCCGAAAAACCCGACUGGCUAGAUUUAAAAAAGUUUCAAAGAGGCCAACAUUUCGCUCGCAAUAAUUUGGCCGGACUUUUCAUAGGAAAGUUAUACGGUUUGCUCUGUCUGCUUUGCCAUGCUGAAGGUCUGCAAACGAUGAUAAUGACGCAGAAAUCUCACACGCCUUAUUUAGCGUUCAAAAGGUAUUUGUCGACCAGUCAACGUAUACGCAACUGGUACACGGAAGAUCCUUGGUGCGAAGAUACGAGAGCGUACAAAGACAUUCAAACGGUCAAGAGAAUGCAUCUUGCUGUGAGCAAAAAAAUCAGUGAACUCGAUUGCAAGGAAAUGGAAUCGAUGAGUACUAUAAAAGAUCCUUACUGUCCGGCCUUUCGAUUUAUAACAGAUGAUUUUUCCAUGAUAUUGCCACCGGACUCGUUGUUGGCUCGUACAUAUGUAGAACAUUCGAAACAUUUGUGUAGAAAUUUAAUGAGAAUUAAUCAGAUUGAGAUGAACUAUACUCUUUUCGGGUUUAUGGGCUUGCCCAUACUUUUCCCUCAUCGUUUUGGUAUUUAUCCGGUGAUAGACGAGGAUCUCGAGAAUUUUUGUUACGUCUGGAGGUGUAUCGGUUAUCUCUUGGGAGUGGACGACAAGAUAAAUAUUUGUCGGGGCAGUUUGAAAGACGUAAAGGGUCGUUGCCAAAGGUACAUAGACGAAUUGGUGAAACCUGCGUUGCAAAGACUCGAGCCACAAUGGGAACAUAUGAUAAGAUGCAUCAUCGAAGGAAAUUCUUAUUUUAUGACCAAUUGUAACUUUGAGACAGUAAUCUUGUGCGUUGCCGAUAUAAUUAACAUCGAAAUGCCGUCUUUGUACUUUUCGUUGAAUUACUAUCAACGGAUCGUCUACUAUUUACAUAAAUAUUUCCUACAAUACGGAUUGCAAUAUUCGUUUAUACGGCGUUUCGUUAAUAAAUUUUUUAAUUCGUUGCUCGACGGUGCUCUCAAUUUCGACGACUCGAAAAUUGCCGAAUUGAAGAAAAAAUCGAUGGAUUCUCUAUUGCACGUUUCCGUUGGCAAAUGAUAUUGCAUUUAUGUACGGAGCGACGCUAAUUUUCGCUAAAUGAGAUGCUAAAAAAAAGAAAAAUAAAUGAAAGUAAAAAUAAAAUGUUUAAAUCUUAUUAUCUUAUUAUUAUUAGGAAUUGUACUAUUAUUAAGAAAAUAAACGACUAUUAUUAAGAAAA
Messenger RNA from Vespa crabro (European hornet), 2067 nucleotides. RefSeq lists its product as uncharacterized. Bases 624 to 1907 code for a protein of 427 amino acids. Lineage: Eukaryota; Metazoa; Arthropoda; Insecta; Hymenoptera; Vespidae. The record is from RefSeq and is a predicted model, not a curated record. The transcript is spliced from 5 exons.